UGAAGGGCGGAUACUGUGCAACCAGACACGAGCUGACACUCUAGCUAUACAAAGAGAAGUACAUAACGCUGAACACAGUGCAUGAUGUCCACUCAACCUAGACCACUAUCACACAAGUCAGACUCGACAGUAACUAACAAAGUGUCUGGACAAACUGGUGCUGCUGCUAUGCCUACAAAGCACAAGAAAUCCAAGCGUCUCUCAUGGACCCUGGGCAGAAAGAAAGCAAGAGACGAGCCUUAUGUUGCAGAUGGAAGUGGCAAGAGCACUGCUCAGAAUGGGUUUGUGAAUGUUGCCCUGGAGGAGGACCAUGUGGAUGGCGACGUAUACACAACCGAUGGACCACUGCAGUCGGGAACUCAGAGCUUGCGAAGGAUCAGCAACAAAUCAAGGUCCCCGCCAUUUGCAGAGACAAACACAAAAACACAGCGUUUCACCCUCCCUCUCUUUGGCCACCUCGGUCGAGCGCAGUCUGCCACUCAAGUCAACACUCUACCACGGAACUUCCACUCCCAUUCUCACUCAUUCUCCAACCCGUCCAGCAUGACCGACCUCUCCAUCAGUCCUCCUCUCUCUCCUUCCGACCUCCUCCGGCCACCACAGCCACCGUCCUACAUGCCUGAGGCUAACAGACGACAGAGAAGAGCCUCCCUGUCUGAGAUUGGGUUUGGGAAGCUACAGACAUACACCAGACUGGAAAAGCUUGGAGAGGGCACCUACGCCACUGUGUACAAGGGAAAGAGCAGUAUCACUGGGAAGCUAGUAGCACUGAAGGAGAUACGACUAGAGCCAGAGGAGGGUGCUCCCUGUACUGCCAUUAGGGAGAUCUCGCUGUUAAAGGACCUGAAGCAUGCCAACAUUGUGCUGCUCCAUGACAUCAUCCACACACACAUCUCCCUCACGCUGAUAUUUGAACACAUGGACAGAGACUUGAAACAGUACAUGGACAACUGCUCUGGGAUGAUGAGCAUGAACAAUGUCAGACUGUUCCUGUACCAGCUGCUCAGAGGACUGGCGUACUGUCAUGCAAGGAGAAUACUGCACAGAGAUCUGAAGCCCCAGAACCUCCUCAUUGGGGAGGAAGGAGAUCUUAAACUGGCCGACUUUGGUCUAGCCAGAGCUAAGUCUGUUCCAACCAAGACCUACUCCAAUGAAGUAGUCACUUUAUGGUACAGACCCCCAGAUGUGUUGUUGGGCUCCAUCGACUACUCAGACAACAUUGACAUGUGGGGUGUUGGUUGUAUCUUCUUUGAGAUGGCGUGUGGGCGGCCCAUGUUCCCAGGCUCAAACACGGAGGAGGAACUCUUACUCCAGUGGAAGGUUCUAGGCACUCCCACGGAGACCAGCUGGCCGGGGAUCACCAAGAACAAGGAGUUUGAGUCGGCCAUGUUCCCAAUCUUCCACGCUGACCCCCUCACCACUCACGCCCCCCGUCUGGCAUCAGAGCACGACGCCAUUGACCUUCUCGAGCAGCUGCUGCGGUUCGAGUCCAAGAACAGAGUAUCGGCUCUAGAGGCGAUGAGGCAUCCUUACUUCGAGUCACUGGGACCAGGAAUACAGCAGCUACCCAACAUUGUCUCCAUAUUCACACUACCCGAAUGUACCCUCUCUGUUAACCCCGGUCAAAAAACACCCAACUCCAUAGCAACGGAUUCAAGAUACAGCAGAGAUCGAAGAAAGAGCACUGUUUAUUGAUGUAGUUGUCAUAGUUACAAGCCUCAUACAAUCGACAGAACCAUCACAACUAUACUGGUAUAGUUUUUUAUUGUGUAAAAUUGUUUUAUUUAAUUUUUUCAUGUUCUUUUGCGUCCAAUGCUUUUUUCUAUGCCCCUUUAUACCGUAUGCUAUUAUACACUUGUUAUUAUUAUUGAUGGAAUGAAA
Messenger RNA from Halichondria panicea, 1881 nucleotides. RefSeq names its product cyclin-dependent kinase 18-like. The transcript is spliced from 13 exons. Gene Ontology annotation, molecular function: ATP binding; cyclin-dependent protein serine/threonine kinase activity. Lineage: Eukaryota; Metazoa; Porifera; Demospongiae; Suberitida; Halichondriidae. Gene Ontology annotation, cellular component: nucleus; cytoplasm. The record is from RefSeq and is a predicted model, not a curated record. The coding region runs from base 82 to 1695 and encodes 537 amino acids. Gene Ontology annotation, biological process: protein phosphorylation.